AUGAUGGCACCGACUAUUUGGGUACAAAUUGACAAUUGUGACACGGAAAAGGUGCGGCUGGAAUCGGAGAUGGAUAUUGACGAUCUUAAAAAGAAGUUACUAGGAAAGGAUGCAAAUAAAUAUCGAGCAAUCUAUCAGAAUGUUAGGUUGAGGUCAGACACACUAAUACCUGGUGACACGACAUUUGAGCAACCCGUUUUGUUACAGUUACAAAUAGCAUCAGAUUUGACAUCGACUCAGUCGCAGCCGUUAAUCACAAAUGUAGACGGUACUUUUCAACCACACUUUGAAAAUCAAAUGCUUGGACAGUCGACUCAUGCGCACCAACGACGAGGUCAACCGCAGGCAUACGAUCCAUAUUAUUCUUCGAUAAAUCAGGGCUUACUUAAUACUAGCUACCCACCAGUCCCGGAUUAUUCAACUGGUCGCACAUCGAUCCCUUUCAGUCUGUCAUCGGGAACCUAUUCUUCUGGGUUAAAUUCGCAUUAUAACUGUGAUCAAACGUAUCAUUCAUUUGCGGCACCCUCCAAUUAUGAAACAUCAUAUUAUUCACCAACAGGCAUGAGCAUGCCUACAAUGAUGCGUCCGAGUUUUGUACCUCCGCAUGAAAUGCAACCAACGGGCAUCGGAUUCAGUUGUGUAACCAAUGACAUGAAAGUAGCGCACUUACAACAAGAAUGCUUUCGUCGAUUGGGCCCGGAACUAUUUGACAGAGCUUACGGAUAUCUACGACAGCAAAAAAUUCGACAACGUACAGACAAGACAUUAGACAAUGCCCAAAUACGACAUGAUCUGCAUCAAAUGACUCGAGACCCACAAUCCAGUGAAUUGUUAGAUCAACUCGUCUUCUUUGAGCUAAAUAAUUAA
Molecule: messenger RNA, 867 nt
Organism: Adineta ricciae
Lineage: Eukaryota; Metazoa; Rotifera; Eurotatoria; Adinetida; Adinetidae
Source: the annotation of a GenBank genome assembly